Salvia miltiorrhiza (redroot sage) is the source of this 1124-nucleotide messenger RNA. RefSeq names its product BRASSINOSTEROID INSENSITIVE 1-associated receptor kinase 1-like. The coding region runs from base 110 to 769 and encodes 219 amino acids. NCBI's taxonomy places the organism in Eukaryota, Viridiplantae, Streptophyta, Magnoliopsida, Lamiales, Lamiaceae. Gene Ontology annotation, molecular function: protein binding. The record is from RefSeq and is a predicted model, not a curated record. The transcript is spliced from 7 exons.
UAUAUAAUAUAAAAAGGAAUCCAAGAUAAAUAACUCAAAUUUGAAGUCAUUUAUUCAUGAUUGUUCUCUUCCUUAUCUGAAUUGAGAGAUUAGUUUUAGCGGUGGAUCGAUGGGCACUAGUAGUAGGAGGCACGCCGCUUUCCUCUGCUUACUUAUCGUGUUGGAAACAUUUUCUCAGGUUUCUGCUAACGCUGAAGGGGAUGCGUUGAAUGCAUUGAAGACUAAUCUGGCCGAUCCGAACAACGUUCUUCAAGAUUGGGAUCCGACCCUCGUCAAUCCUUGUACAUGGCUUCGUGUCACAUGCAAUACUCACAAUUUUGUUACGCGUGUUGAUCUUGGCGAUGCGAGUUUGUCUGGUCAACUAGUUCCGCAGCUUGGGCAGCUCCGACAUUUGCAGUACUUGGAACUCUACAACAACAAUAUUAGCGGAGUAAUCCCGAGGGAGAUUGGAAAGCUGAAGCAGCUGAUAAGUUUGGAUCUGUAUCUUAACAAGCUAAGGGGUCACAUUCCUACCACGUUGGGCAAUCUUAAACGACUGCGUUUCCUGAGGCUCCAUCAUAACUAUUUAAGCGGACACAUUCCCAUGUCCCUCACCACCAUCACCACACUUCAAGUCCUUGAUCUCUCAAAUAACCAACUGACGGGCCCAAUUCCUGUUAACGGAUCCUUCGGUUUGUUUACUCCUAUCAGUUUUGCUAAUAAUUCGUUGGAAUAUCCUCUUCCCACCACCCCAUCGCCGUCACCAUUGCCGUCUUAUAACGCUCCGUGAUUGCUUGCUAUCGCAAUAUUUAUAACUAUUUCCGUUUGCUACAUCAAUAAACGUAUAAGUGUAGUGUUUGUCUAAUGAGUAUCUAUGUUAUACUUAUAUUUGUGUAGUGUUUGUCUAAUGAGUAUCUAUGUUAUAAACUUGUGUAUGAUGUAGCAGUCUCCACAUUUCCUUCUGUUAAAGAGAGAAAUCUCAAACGGUGUGAGGGUGCACUAUCGAAAAUUCUCAUUCCUUAUGUAGUAUCGACUUAUUAAUACUAUAAAUCUCAUAUCUUGUGUAAUAGCAACAUAUACUUUGUGGAAAGAGAUGUAUUUUGGCGCUUAUUGUGACUUUGAAUCAAACUUGUCGAGUUUGAGUA